AUGAGAAGACCCCGGCGGGAUUCGACUUUCAAUCAGCCGGUAUUCCCAAGUGCGACUGCCGGUCUUAAUUCCUACUCAUCAGGAACGGGGAUCAACAGCGAGCUUCAGGAACUCACUGAACGGGGUUCUCCUGCCCCAAAACCCGGAAAUGUCAAACUUCAGCCUCCUCGGAGAAUUCAGAACGUGAGUCAAGGGCUGGACUUGGAAAUACCGCCUUCGUAUUCGGGUUCAAAUUUCCUUUCCGUACCGUCUACAGCCGCUCCCAGUCUCCAACGGAGAAAUACCAUCUCCGCGCCGACAGCUGCCAGCACCACCAACGGAAGACGUAUUCCCGACAUUGACUACCGCAUGGAACUAGACAGACAGGUAAGAGAGAAGCAAAUUCGACAGCAACAGGAGAAACAAAGAUACGAACCUAGUUUUUAUGAACAAAACGCUCGAAGAGGGAACCUCGGCCCGCAAAACGAACGAGUUUUUCUGGAUAACGACAAGCCCGCCCAGUUUUGGUUCGAACAGAAGUCCAGACGGAGGGCUCAUGUCUCGAUGAGAGCCGACGAGCUUCCCGAUCCCAAGCAAGUGCGAGCGGAGCUGGAAAGAGAUCUUCAAGAGCAAAUCAUGCGUAAGAAGCAGUUGGAGCUGGAUCAGAAGAAGAAGGAAAAAGAAGAGGAAGAGAAGGAGAUAGCUCGAAUGAGACAGCAACAGGAGAAGAUGACCAAAGCGUUCGAAGAGGAGCAGAUGAAGAAGCAGAUGAAAGAGAGGAAGCGCCUAGAAAGAGCGGAUGCACUGGCUCGGCGUCAGGAAGUUCUGUUAAACCAAGACAAGAUGAAACAGCAAGGAGGGGGAGACGUGGUCACGAUCCCACCGAUGCCAGAUUUUUCCACUGCGAUUUCUACGACUAGACCCACCCCCUCUCCUCUGGAUCAGGUCGAUGGAGGUGGCACAGGAGGUGCGUCAGCAAUGAUGUUCCCACCUUCAACGGCCUUCGGUGGGAUCAAAAACUUCUCCCAAGUCCCGGGGAUGGGUGGAGGGUUGAGUGAUGCACGGAUGAACCUGGCCACCAUGCCCAGCUCAGACAUGGCUUUUCUUGAUAGCAACACUGUUCAAUUAGGGGCGCAAUUGGAUCCUGCACUCUUGAAUGACUAUCAUGGUCCCAUCGAUCCUGCAUUUGCCGAUUUCACCAAUAAUGAUCCCUUAUGGAACACUGGGCUGAACACGGGCCUUCUGGAACACCGAAUGGAUAUGGGUGACCCUCAAUUCCAAUUGCCCUCAAUUCAAGUCUCUCCUAUGUAUUGAAGACGGAUUCCAAAAGGAAUGACCACCCGGUUUCUUCGAUUCCACGUUUCAUCCCCAAAGGAACAUGACUUUUCUGUCCUUUUAACACCAGUAUUUGAAUAGCACGAUUUAGGGUACACAAGAACCAGUCCAUUUAGAGGCAUCGAAAGGCGGAUACCAGUACAUGGAAUUGUACACUGUACCUCUCUUGUACGCCAUACUGGUACAGCAUACAAAUGAGAUACGGCGAAC
Messenger RNA from Darwinula stevensoni, 1524 nucleotides. Lineage: Eukaryota; Metazoa; Arthropoda; Ostracoda; Podocopida; Darwinulidae. The record is from the annotation of a GenBank genome assembly.